Aspergillus brunneoviolaceus CBS 621.78 is the source of this 1434-nucleotide messenger RNA. RefSeq names its product cytochrome P450 monooxygenase ftmE (gene ftmE). The transcript has a single exon. Lineage: Eukaryota; Fungi; Ascomycota; Eurotiomycetes; Eurotiales; Aspergillaceae. Gene Ontology annotation, molecular function: monooxygenase activity; oxidoreductase activity, acting on paired donors, with incorporation or reduction of molecular oxygen; iron ion binding. Bases 1 to 1434 code for a protein of 477 amino acids. The record is from RefSeq and is a predicted model, not a curated record.
AUGAUUGGAAACCUUCACCAAGCUCCCCGCCAAAAGGCAUGGGAAGUCUACAAACAAUGGUCCGAUCAAUACGGCCCGAUCAUGAGAGUCAACAACGGGGGCAACAUCACCAUUAUCGUCUCCUCGCACCACAUCGUCGAGACCUUCCUGGCAAAGCACAACGCCGUCUUCAGCAGCCGCCCGCAGCUGCUCGUGCUCGAGCGCGCGCUGUACGGCUUCACGACCCCGGCCCUUCCCUACGGGGAGAAGUGGCUGACGCACCGCGCCCUCCGCGGCGCCGUGCUCAAGCCCACCAUGGCGGUGAAGUACCGGGGCAUCAACGACCUGGAGUCCAAGCAGCUCCUGCAUGAGCUGCUGACCAAGGGAGACUGCUUCACGGAGUGCGUGCGCCGGCAGGCUGCGAGCCUGUUCCUGGGCAUCGCCUACGGGCACCGCUUCCCCGAGGAGACGGCCGAGAUCCUGGAUAUCGACCGCGCGGUGGCCCAGCUGGGCGGGAUCUCCGAGUCGAUGUUUGCGGGCACCGCCAUGCUGCGCGAGUUCUUCCCCAUCUUGAAGUAUCUCCCGGGGAAUGACAAGUUCCUCAAGCAGCUGGAUGAUGUUGGGGAGCGGCUGGCGAAUAUCUAUGUGAAGCGGUUUCGGGAUGGGCUCAGCACGCCGGCGUGGAACUGGGCCAAGGAAUACGUGUCACGGCCCGAGGCGAAGGGGAUGAGCGAGCUGGAGCUCUCGUUCUGCAUCGGCUCGACCUACCAGGCUUCGCUGACCCCGUAUGAGAUCCUUCGCAUCAUCGUCCUGGCGGCCAUCUUCCAUCCCGAUGAGAUGCGCCGCCUGCAACGGGAGAUUGAUGCGGUAGUUGGUCCCGACCGGCUGCCGGACUGGGAGCACAGAGACCGCAUUCCCUGGGUGAUGGCGUUCGUCUACGAGGCGCUGCGGUGGCACGCCUUCUCGCCGCUGGGAGCGCCGCGCGCCAUCAGCAGCGAUAUCGAGUACAACGGCUACUUGCUGCCCAAGGGGGCGACGCUGGUGCUGAAUCAGUGGGCCAUGGACCACGAUGAGAACGUCUAUGAUGAUCCUUUCACGUUCCGUCCGCAGCGCUGGAUUGACAACCCCGAUCUGCCCCAUGUGAUUUUCGGCUUUGGGCUGCGCGGAUGUCCCGGCCAACAUCUGGCCCGCGAGCACUUGUUCAUUAACACUGCGCGCCUCUUCUGGGCCUAUGACUUUGGCCAUGCGUAUGAAAAUGGUAAAAAGGUGGAAUUGGAUCUAGAUGAGCUGAUGCAGCCCCGUGGUGGGGGAUCGGCCUUCAAUCAGGUGCCUUCUUUCCCGGCGUCGGUGGUCAUCCGAAGUGAGAAGCGUAAGGAAAUUGUCGACAAGGCGUGGGAUGCGGUGGAGAAGGAUGAGCAGAAAAUUCUAGCUGAGGUAAUGCCGCUGAAGGUGUGA